Messenger RNA from Trichobilharzia szidati, 1768 nucleotides. Lineage: Eukaryota; Metazoa; Platyhelminthes; Trematoda; Strigeidida; Schistosomatidae. The record is from the annotation of a GenBank genome assembly.
AUUGACAUUGCCAAGUGACUUUAGACUCCCGCUUUCGGCAGGGCGCAAAAUUCAAAAUAAACUAAAAUAAAUAAUAUAUUGUAGAAGAUAUGAUUUUCAUAAAAAUUAGUAAAAAUAAACAAUUGGAAAAUGGUUUUCAUCAAGUUUGAAGACAUACACAUACAUGGUACCGUGUUAAUGAUGAAGUCCAUAUUACUCUGUGCAUCCGGUUUUGAACUUCGUUACGAAGUCAACUCCAUUCACUAUAUAUCACCUUGUUGUCUUCGAAAUCGGUCGUAUACCGGUCAGCUAGACUGGCUACUUUCAAACAAACGUCAUUUGCCAUAUAAUGACGGAAUCACAGCAAGGUAUUUUUAUUAACAUAUAUUGGAUAUGCUUGAAGAUACUUUGGAGGAAAAAUAUGAGGUGUUAAAAACCGUAUGUCGGCAACAAGUUGUGGUAAGUCCAUCCAAUCUUAGUUUUCUAGUAUGCUUGAAGAUAAAUGAAUCACUUAAAUUGGAAAUUAUUAAGUUACACAAUGUUAUAAAUGAACUUACCAGUGAUAAGAAGUUAGUCUUUUUUAAAUUCGUUCAUCUGUAAUGCAGUUUACUACUAGAUGAGUUUGUCAACAACCAUCUGUCAUGUAUCAGUUCCCUCAAGAGUGAGUUGAAGGAAACACAGGAGUAUGUUUUCAUUGUCUGUUAACACUUGCCUUAGUAAUUCAGUUUGUAGAGGAAACAAACGUGCAAUGAGCCCGUCUGAAAACAACUAUCAAGAUACAAAGAAAGUCAGAAGUUCCCACUCGGCUAUUUGUCGUAAAGAAGAGUCGGUUCUCCUCGAUGAUUCCUCACCACCGUUGUAUCCUAUCCCAGUAGAGGAGAAUGAGGAACCCUUUAGUCCUGACGACCAAGCAGAACAGAGUCACUGUGAGGCUACUCCUAGUCAUUCACCGCUUACAAUAACCUGCCCGAAGUUACAUUACAACAUAUCCAUCGCAGCAAAAACAAGCAUUUCUGCUACCCCUAUCGGUAGCGAUGGUGAAACCUCACCACGGCUAGUGAAUACAUCAAGCAUCACUCUGAAAUCCAAUGUAAGUAAUCCUGGUUCACCUCCAACAAUCACUUCGAAUACACGUUUGCCUACUUCAUCUCCUGUGAGCACCAACAACAUAUCUGUUCUACAACGGCCAAGUCGAGGCAGCUCUCUUGUAACAAACUCAUCAGUAUGUGCAUCACCUACUCCUUUCGUAUCGUUUGCUUCCCAGCGUUCAUCGUCACUUGGUUCACAUGCGAAGUAUGUGUCUGUAACAAAUCGCUCUUUAAAAGUUGUUAGUUCUGGAAAUGCUCCCAACACUUCUGGCAACGUUAUAAAAUCGGUAACUUCUCCUAUAUCAUCUGGAAUCCGUUUAUCAAGCACACCAGCAUUAACAAAUCAACGUAUCUUGAUCCAACCAAGCAAUUGCAAUGUCCGUUCUGCUGUUUUCCCUCGACAGCCUCAAGUAAAGGAUUCCUGUGAAUUUGGAUACACAGAAAGAUGAAACAGGGUUUAUCAAAUUUUGCACAUGCGGGGACCACAUAACUUCAUCUGAUUGUUUCAACUACUGUAACAUUGCUCCUAUUACCUUAUUAAGCUAAAUGCAGAACUGUACAGUUCCUAAUUAUUAUCUGUCGAUAAUAAUAUACAUUUUCAAUUCAUCUAACACCGUUCGGUUUUCAUUUUUUUCAUUUUUGGCAAGAUAUUGCAUUGAAACAUCGGAGGUGUCCAGCACACACCAGUAUUCAAUUUUAUU